Messenger RNA from Triticum aestivum (bread wheat), 956 nucleotides. RefSeq lists its product as uncharacterized. The record is from RefSeq and is a predicted model, not a curated record. NCBI's taxonomy places the organism in Eukaryota, Viridiplantae, Streptophyta, Magnoliopsida, Poales, Poaceae. The coding region runs from base 38 to 553 and encodes 171 amino acids. The transcript has 3 exons.
CCGACUCACCGACCAGAUCAGUUCACUCCACACCCAAAUGGCGAUGACUCAUGAAGAAGAGCUGUCCGAGCUGGCUGCCAAGGUAACGGUCUACGCGUUCUGCGCGGCCGUCAUCCUCGCCUUCAUCGCUGACCAGGCCUGUGCCGGCGGUUGGGGCUGCGCCCCGGCCCACGUCGUGUCGGUGAUAUGGGACAACCUAGCCAUACUCGUCCUGCUUCUCUUGCCGCUUGCGGUCGUGCUCUUCUUCCUCCGCGCCGCCAGCUGCAGCAGCAGGGCCCCGGACGCUGACAGUCUCAGCGUCAAGGAUGUUGAGGAGCGACCUUCUGACCUUUCCUUGCCUCUUCUGUUGCUUUUGAUUGUGGCGAUACUCGGAGCCCUCUCUUUCGCUUUUUACAUGUAUGGAUAUCCAGACUUGUCCAAUCUUUACGGCCACAUGGCUCUCUUGGUCAUUUUCCUGUGUGAAGCCUUCGUCUAUGUUCGUGCUGCACUGUCGCUGUGGAAGAUGAAGAUGAACCCCACUCCCAAGCCCAGCAACAUGGUGGCUGCAGAGUAACGGAGGAUCGCCCACUUACUCAGGUGCAGUGGAUCUCGAGCCAGCAGUAGCAAGAUGAUGGAGAGUACUACGUAGUGUACUGCAGGAGCGCCUCUGCUUCCUUCUAGCUUUGUUGCUGUUCUGAAUAAAGAGACGUCCUUCUAGCAUGUUGUGUGAUGUGCAGUACUAAUCUAUUCAGUAUAUCUAGUAGUAUGAAACUUGCUUCAGUUAAUGCUAGUUCAGCGCUGAUGCAGUGUCUGGAGCAAUAUGGUAGUUUGGCUGGUCACUCUCAACCGCACCUAUCGAUCUAACACAGCAUGGAUGUGUUCCCUAUAAAUAUGGCUGGACGUAAGCUCUGAUGAAGAGCUUCAAUUCUACUCUGUAGUAGGAGUAUGUAAAAUACCAUAGCAUUUCACUGGCCUCC